Messenger RNA from Eleginops maclovinus (Patagonian blennie), 1141 nucleotides. RefSeq names its product selenoprotein M (gene selenom). Gene Ontology annotation, molecular function: oxidoreductase activity. Gene Ontology annotation, cellular component: endoplasmic reticulum lumen. The record is from RefSeq and is a predicted model, not a curated record. The transcript is spliced from 5 exons. NCBI's taxonomy places the organism in Eukaryota, Metazoa, Chordata, Actinopteri, Perciformes, Eleginopidae.
CCCUCACUCCUCCCUCCCUCUCUUCAUGGGAGGGGGGAGAUAUUUGACGUGGCAAGAGGACGUGACAUAGCCGCACACCACCUCACCUCCUCAACUGGGUUUAGGCUGCUCACCUUCAGACCUCUGCAGGUGCUGGUCGCGGUGCUCGGUCAGAACCGGAACCAUGUGGUUGAUCGUGCUGGCCGGUCUGCUUCACUGCGCCUCGGCCUACGAUGUGGAUCUGAAGAAGCUGGACGGGCUGGCGAAAGCGAGGGUGGAGUCGUGUGGUGGAUGACAGCUGAACAGGCUCAGAGAGGUCAAAGCAUUUGUGGUCCAGGACAUUCCUCUUUACCAUAAUCUGGUGAUGAAACACAUUGCUGGGGCCGACCCUGAGCUUGUCCUCCUGAACCAUUACUUCGAAGAGCUGGAUCGGAUCGCCCUGUCUGACAUGAGCCGCUCGGAGAUCAACCAGCUGCUCGAGGAGCUUGGUUUCUACAAGAAGGCUGAAGCUGAGGAUGAGGUGCCCGAGGAGUACCGCUUCUCUCCCGCCAAAGACAGCCCGUUUAAAGAUGAGCCACCCUACAAAUCCUCCACAUCCUCUCCUGCCACGGAGAACACCUCCACCGAGCCCAAAGCAGAAGACAAGCAUACUGACCUAUAACUGAAGUAGCAAUCUAACAUUACUACUGAGCUCCAAAGCUGCUCCAUGACCAGCUGGUUAAUGCAGUUGAUGACUGGCAUGCUUGUCAAAUUAAGACCAGAAGAUCAUGGAACAGCCUUUGACCUUGGAAACAAUCUUAGCAUCAGCAACAGGGCUUUAAAAAGUCUGAAUUUUGCACAUGUUGACAUUUGUUAUUAUUUUCGCAGCGAUAAAAUCCAACCAGGCUGCUAAGCGAGUGCUUUUCUACUCUCCACACCAAGACUGGAAAAUGUGUAUGUUUUGUUUUUGGUCCAUUAUGUGCCAGCUGUCUUCAGGAUCUUUGCCUCUCUUGAGUUCCCCAUGUGUGUCUGACUGCUUCCUACCUACUCUGAAACCGAAUGACGCCUCAGGCUGAAACCUGUCUGUCUGGCCUGAGGCUGAUGCUGCAUGUUCUGGUGGGUUGGACUGAUGCACACAAGAGGAUUCAAGUGAAAGCACGGUCAAAUAAAUAAUAAAAUAUUU